AUGCAACUCUCCACCAUCCUGGCAACCACCGUCCUCCUCUUCUCCUCGGCCGCCAUGGCCCAGAGCUGGGGCAAUAACUGUCUCCCCGAGUGCUAUGUGUACAGCCGCGACGCCGAGGCUGCUUGUCCUAAGGACCAUGCGGCGAUUGGUCGGCAGGGACCGGGAUGCUUCCAGUGCUGUGAAUCGGUUUGA
Messenger RNA from Aspergillus clavatus NRRL 1, 192 nucleotides. RefSeq lists its product as uncharacterized. The record is from RefSeq and is a predicted model, not a curated record. NCBI's taxonomy places the organism in Eukaryota, Fungi, Ascomycota, Eurotiomycetes, Eurotiales, Aspergillaceae. The transcript has 2 exons. Bases 1 to 192 code for a protein of 63 amino acids.